AUGGCGCCAAUCCCCAUAACCAUCGUGACGGGCUUCCUCGGCUCAGGCAAAACAACCAUCCUCCUCAACCUAAUCCCGCAACUUCCAAAGACCUACAAGCUGGCCCUCCUCAAAAACGAAUUCGGCGACGUAGCCGUGGACUCCCAACUGGCCUCAACGCAAUCCAUCAGCGGCGUGCGCGAAAUGCUCAAUGGCUGUAUAUGCUGCAACCUCGUUGGCCAAGUCAGCGACGCACUGGACCAGCUCCGCGCCGAAGUGAAACCCGACCGCAUCGUGAUCGAGACCAGCGGCAGCGCGUUCCCCGCAACGCUUGCGAUGGAGGUGAACAGGCUUGCGCGCGAGCAUGGUGGACAUUACGUUCUCGAUGGUGUGAUUAGUGUUAUAGAUGUCGAGAACUGGGAGGGAUAUGAGGAUACCUCGUACACGGCAAAGAUCCAGGCCAAGUAUACCGAUUUGAUUGUUUUUAAUAAGUGGGAGGAUAUGCCUGAGCGGUUUGAUGUUUGUCUGGACCGAGUUGGUGAUUUGGAGAUUGAGACACCUUGGGUUAAGUCGGAUAAGGGUCGGGUUGAUAUGGAAGUGAUGCUGGGUAUUGAUGGGGCUUUGUUUAAGGAGGAAGAGGCUGGCAAUGGACAUGAGAGUAAGCAUCAACAUGAUCAUCAGUCCGAGGUGGAGGUUCUGUCUGUGGUUUUGAAGUCCGAUGUCCAGGGGAAGACGGUGGAUGUUGCUGCUCUCGAGCGGUUUCUCUCUUUGACGCCUCGCGAGGAGGUGUAUCGCAUCAAGGGGAUUGUUCGCUGCUCGAACCAGGAUCUUCCGGUGGAGACAUCGGAUGAUUUGAAUGCGAGACAGACGCUCGAGUCGCCUGGCAUGCAGUAUUAUAUUCUCAAUUGGGCGUUUGGACGUUGGACCUGCACUCCUUCCGCUGUGGUUGCCGAGUUUGCAGACCCGGCUGUCAUUGCCCGCAUUACAUUGAUUCUUGCUCGAUACGAGUCGGCUAAGUGGAAGAAGAAGCUCGAAGCUGGUGGGCUGAUUCAGGCAGGCGAGGAAGAGAGUGUGGAGUUGAGUGUGGAGCGUUUGGUCUAG
Messenger RNA from Penicillium roqueforti, 1080 nucleotides. RefSeq lists its product as uncharacterized. Gene Ontology annotation, cellular component: cytoplasm. The record is from RefSeq and is a predicted model, not a curated record. Lineage: Eukaryota; Fungi; Ascomycota; Eurotiomycetes; Eurotiales; Aspergillaceae. Bases 1 to 1080 code for a protein of 359 amino acids. The transcript has a single exon.